AUGUCGAAGCUGGCCGCGUAUCCCGUCGACAAGGAAAGCGUGAUGGUGGACAAGUACACCUUCACGCUCCCUGAGCUGUACCGGGAGAUUGCGAAGGAGGAACUCCGCGAGACGGAUCAGGUACGCGACGUGGCGAUGACGCAGAUGCGCGAGUGGAUAGUCCGCAACAAGUACAUCCACAAGUGCCGCACGGAUGCCUCGUUUCUGUUGCGAUUCCUGCGUGCCAACAAGUUCUCGGUACCGAUGGCAUGCGAAGCCCUCGAGCGUUAUCUGACGGUGCGCGAGAUGUACCCGGGGUGGUACAAGCACCUAGACAUCACAGAGCCUGGUACGCAAAUCCUGCUCAAGGAUGGACCUCUUUCCAUUCUUGGUCAGGAUAGUGCCGGCCGAACCUUUGCGCUGUUUCGUAUGGAGCUAGUAAAUGGUGAGCUGGUGAUGCCAGUGCAGAUGUGCCGGUAUGCGUCGCAUGUACUUGAAACGAUGCUCGAAUCGGAAGAGGUCCAGAUUGGUGGCCUAAUGGUGCUCAUGGAUUACACCAGGGUCGAUAUGAAAGUGUUCCAGAACUGGGGAGCAACCGAAAUGAAGAUAGUGAUGGAAGGCUUAAUCCACAACUAUCCGGUGCAAUAUCGUGAAGUACAUGGAGCAAAGCUGCCAAAAUUGGCGAUUCCGAUCAUAGAGCAGCUGCUCUCAUUCGGUUCACCCAAGUUCCGGGAGAUCAUACACUGCUACACUUCGGUUGCGGAAAUGCAGAAACUUAUGGAACCAUCAAUUACACCCAAACAAUACGGAGGCAGCAUGGAGCUCGAUUUGAACGACGUAAACAAGAGGUUUUUGGAUCGGAUGGUGGAGCUUCAAGAUGUUAUUGCUGGCUUGGACAAAAUGGAGAUCGAUAUGGACCAUUACACCGAGGUUUGGGACAAGCUAAAUCCGGAUCUGAUGGAGGCUAGGUCGUUUAAGAAUUUAACCUUCGAUUAG
This is a messenger RNA of Anopheles aquasalis, 975 nucleotides long. RefSeq names its product clavesin-2-like. Gene Ontology annotation, cellular component: membrane. Gene Ontology annotation, molecular function: phosphatidylinositol bisphosphate binding. NCBI's taxonomy places the organism in Eukaryota, Metazoa, Arthropoda, Insecta, Diptera, Culicidae. The record is from RefSeq and is a predicted model, not a curated record.